Messenger RNA from Rhodamnia argentea, 1882 nucleotides. RefSeq names its product F-box protein At1g10780. The record is from RefSeq and is a predicted model, not a curated record. Lineage: Eukaryota; Viridiplantae; Streptophyta; Magnoliopsida; Myrtales; Myrtaceae. Gene Ontology annotation, molecular function: protein binding. The transcript is spliced from 4 exons. Bases 26 to 1399 code for a protein of 457 amino acids.
CAGAUAUAAAUACUGCGCUGGGAUUAUGGCGACAGCCUUUGCUUUUGGGAUACAUCGCUCAACUCUUGCCUCCCCACCUCCUCCUCCUCCUCUCUCUCUCUCGCUCUGUGGAGCUCAGAUUGGUGAAAUCUACAGUAGGAUGGAUGCCUUACCUGAUGCCAUUAUUCAAUACAUUUUAUCAUACGUAGAUAAUGCCAGAGACAUAGCAGUUUGUAAUUGUGUUUCUAAGCGAUGGAAGGAUUCCCUGCCUUACAUCAGAAGACUCUACUUCCCUCGCAACUCUUUUGAGAAUAAUGCCGGAAGGGACAAUCCCGAUGAUGUUGUGUGGAGGAUGAUAUCUUCCAUCGUUCGGUUGGACGAGCUUGUUGUGUACUGCCCCUUCUCCAGCGCAGGCCUUGCUUCAUGGCUCUCACUUGUGUCUUCGUCCCUCCAACGCCUCGAGCUUCGGAUGGACAAUCUCGCUGAACAACAACCAUGUUUGGAGACCCCCUCGAAGCUUGAUUGCAUCGAUGCCGCAAAGGAUUUGGAGUCGCUAAAGCUGUGGGGUGUCCUCAUGACUUGUGUGCCUAAAUGGGACAUAUUCCCGAAACUUAAGAAUCUUGAAAUCGUUGGUGCAAGAUUGGAGGGUCCUGCAUUGUCCUCUGCAAUUCAGGCAUGCCCUAAUCUCACAAGCCUGUUACUUCUUGGCUGUGAGGGGGUUAGGUCAGUUUCGAUUGAUUUGCCCCUCUUAGAGCAUUGUAAGCUGGACUUCUAUGGCUUGGGUAACUGCUCGCUUUCUCUCACUUCCCCAAAAAUUGAAUCGCUCGAGGUACAAGGUUGUAGCUGGAUAAGAGUUCGUGAGACAAAUUGCUUGCGAAAUCUCUCGAUUUCCAAUAAUUCUGGAAGGGUAUACAUGGUGGAUUUCGGAAAACUUGCAGCUCUUGAGUUCUUAUCCAUCAGAGGGAUCCAGUGGUGUUGGGAUGCAGUGAGCAAAAUGCUCAAAUGGGCAAGUGAGGUGAAGCAUCUAUAUAUGAAGGUGGAAUUCACUGGGGAUUUUGAAGCUCUUCAACCAUUUCCAGAGGUUGACUUAGUUGAUUUCUUCAAUAGCCAUCCAAAGCUGCAGAAAUUUGACGUUCAUGGAGCAAUGUUUGCUGCUCUUUGCCAGAAGAACAGCCUAAAAAAUAUAGAUACAGGCUUUACAAUUCCAUGUUUGGAGGAGGUUGCAAUAACAGUAAGAUCCCCAUUGAAUGCAGAACAGAAAAUGGGAACACUUGAGUCACUCCUAAAGUAUGGGAAGAAUCUUAAGACGAUGGUGAUAAAGAUUCUUCAAAUGAAGAGCAGCCAUAGCAGUGCUGAUGAUUUUUUUGACGAGAUCUGCAGGUUUGCAUACAUGAACCGGAAAAUAGUGCGAAUUGAAUAAUGGCUUGCUGGGGUAACUAUUCCUCUGUUUAUUCACACCCAGUGCAACCUCAUAUUCUCUGACCUGCAAUUGACCUGCUGCUUCCCAUAGAAAUUUUCCUCAUUUCAGUUUGUAGUAUGCUUUAUUUACGGCAGAAAUAAAUGAGACACCUAAUUUUCCGUCAGUUGAGCUCUUUCCUGCCUGACUUUUGAGUCCAGAGAAAAACACAGCGGCUAAUGUGAUGGAUCAGUUUGCAUCGAAUAGUGUUUGACAGCUGAAUAGGAGUAGAUAAUUAAACCAACUCUUUGAAAGUGGUUAUUUGCGAUUAGGAUGAUGCAGAUGAUUUGGGAAGCUAAUUUGCUUGUUCACAAGGGCUCACUGUUGUUUUAGAAAAGAUGUGUACUGGGGGAGACAAAGUUGUACUUUGACAGAAAUGUGCAGAUUUCUCGACUUUUGGGAAGGUGUAUUUACCAAAUGGAUUAGUUCUUAUUCUUUGUUUCUUCA